GGAGGGAAGCUUGCCAACAAAAGGCGGAAGGCUCAUGAUAGCGGGUUCAUGGGUCAUUCAUCCGAGCCUCGAUGAUCCUGGUGUAAGUACACCGGGACGCGGUACUGCUCGGGAUGGAGGCGGCUGCUCUGGGGGCCCUCACUCUGCUGCUGGGAGCGCUGGUUCUGCUGGUGCUGUUAGCAGUGAGCAAAAGGAAGGAAACGGAGCCGGCCGCGGGAUUGGCCGUUCCACAGGAGAGCAGUGCAGUGAAGCCCUCUGCGGUGAAGAAGCCUAAGCAAGAGAAACAGCAGCGGAGGAGCAAAGACAAGAACACCCAGCACACUUUCUCCCACCCUCUGUUGGCUGCCACGCUCAAGGCCCACAAUGGGAAUGUGACCUGUCUGGACUUCAGCAGUAAUGGGAAGUACCUGGCCUCCUGUGCAGAUGACCGCACUGUGCGCAUCUGGUCUACCAAGGACUUCAUGGAGAGAGAACACAAGUGUCUGAGGGCCAACGUGGAACUGGACCAUGCUGUGCUGGUCCGGUUCAGCCCAGACUCCAGAGCCUUUAUCACAUGGCUGGCUAAUGGAGACACCAUCAGGAUCUUCAAAAUGGUGAAGAAGGAGGACGGGACGUUGAACUUUAAGGCCGCUGCGGAGGACUUCCCUCAGAAACACAAGGCCAGCAUCAUCAACAUUGGCAUUGCAGAGACUGGUAAAUUCAUCAUGAGUGCCUCAGCAGACACCACCAUCCACAUCUGGGACCUGAAGGGGGACAUCCUGGCCACACUCAACACCAACCAGGUCACCAACUCCUAUGCUGCUGUGUCACCCUGUGGCAGGUUUGUAGCAUCCUGCGGCUUCACUCCGGAUGUGAAGGUGUGGGAGGUGUGCUUCGGAAAAGGAGGAGAGUUCCGAGAGGUGAUCCGAGCAUUCGAUCUAAAGGGACAUUCUGCGGGGGUCCACGCCUUUGCCUUCUCCAACAACUCCGACAGGAUGGCCACAGUGUCCAAAGAUGGGACGUGGAAGCUGUGGAACACACACGUGGAGUACCGCAAGCAGCAGGACCCUUACCUCCUCAAGACUGUGCCCUGCUCCUCCUCUGAGGGCAGCCGGGUGGCACUGUCCCCUGAUGGGCGUGUGCUCGCCGUUAGUCAUGGUAGCGAUGUUUGCCUGUACAACUGUGAGAGUGGAGACCUGGAGGAGAGGCUGAGCGCUGUGCAUUCCUCUCCUCUGACCGAUCUGCACUUCGACACCACUGGGCUGUUCCUGGCCUGCAGUGGGGACAGGGCCAUCCGCGUGCUGCACAACGCACCCGGGCACCGUGCUGCCAUCUCACACCUCCGCACGCUAUUAAAGAAGGCCCAGAGCGAGGCCAUGAGGGACAGACUCACCCAGCAGGUGGAGGAGGCCGAGCGGGCUCUGGACACACUGCUGUCACACGCACACACGCAGCCACUGUCAUAGGCUGGCCUCACAAUGAUUCGAUCAUCAUUUCAGAUGGAGCAGGGGACUGAAUAACUCUAUGGGAAUUAAAUAAAUAUUGGGUUCCCACAUUUAAUCUUGUAUUCUUAAAGUAUUUUCAACUGACACUUGUGCCUUUGCCUUUAAUCAAAAGAAAAAAGUCAGUGAACUGUCACUGUCAGUGAACAAAGUCGAUUUAGAAACUAGGAACUUGCUUUGACAUAAAACAAUGUAUAUAAACUAUGAUAAAAUAAAGGCAUGCAUAGUAAACCUGCCACUUUAAUAUUAUAGUGAAAUUAUAUUUCAUCUUGGUGACUAUUAGAACUGACACGAAGGUUUGCCAGUUUUUGUUUCAUGUCAGAGACCCAGUAAUUGCAGUGAUUAAUCAUGAACCAGAUAAAUGCAUUUUUCAGUUAUAUGGCAAAUUCAAAAUUGAGGUGGAGGGCAGUACAGAGUUUUAUGGUUGAAUUAUGGUCAUUUAGAAUAUUAUCACAUGAACCUGACUAUUAAGCUUUGGAGCUUUGAUCUAUAAUUCUGGUUUAUUACCAGCUUUUCUUGCAGAUACUUUUUUAGACUUGUCUCCCUCUGCUAACAACAAUAGGGAGUGAAAACACGAAUCUAAGCGUUUUCUGAGUGGAACUCUUUUACAUUAAGGGGCCUGUGCUUGAUUUAAAGAUCUUAUAUUAUACAUAUUGGGUUCUUGUGAGCUUUAGGCUAUGUUACAAUGCUGUUCCUUUAUCAAAAACACACCUGGAGUUGUUUUUUUUGUUUCAUUCACAUAUCUUUGUUAAACCCUGUAUUAUUAGUCUGUCUACAUCUCCAAAGCUCAAGAUGCUCUGUUCUAUUUUAUGAUGUCAUGUAGUGAUAAUUUUCAAGUCAACAACUACACCUUUUGUUUAGUAGAGAUUAAACUAUCCAGAUUAUUCUAGUGAAGUAUGAAGUUUAAAAAAAGUGGAGCAUUUCCUGUAUUACCACGUGACAUCACAAGGUGGAACAGUGUUUUCUGUUUGAGAGAAAAACAACAUAAAACAACAUAACAACAUAGACCAGAAAAUAAUCUAAUAUAGGCCUUUUAAAGCAUGAGUGAGGAACAUGUUUUAGUUUGAACUUUUAGCCCCUCCCACUUAGUCCUUUCUGUCGCUGUGAUAUUGCACCAUGACAGGGAAUCAGGUGUCUGGAUAGUGUCAAGCAGUUAACAUGUAUGGAUAAUGAUAACCCUUUCAAUAGCAUCUAUAUUGGUUAUUACCCCAGGAUUUGCUAUGUAAAAUGAAUAGAUUAUAUUUUAUUCUAAAUGUUUUCUUUCCCAAAAAUUACAUCAAUUAAAGAGCAUUUAUCUUGACUAAAAUAAAAUCAGGUAGAGGCCCCUUUAAGUAAUCAAAUGUGAAAUACCGAAGCCAAGAUGUGUUAAGACAAUAAAUCAGAAUCUAUCCUUGC
Messenger RNA from Periophthalmus magnuspinnatus, 2876 nucleotides. RefSeq names its product transducin beta like 2 (gene tbl2). NCBI's taxonomy places the organism in Eukaryota, Metazoa, Chordata, Actinopteri, Gobiiformes, Gobiidae. Gene Ontology annotation, biological process: endoplasmic reticulum unfolded protein response. Gene Ontology annotation, cellular component: endoplasmic reticulum. The record is from RefSeq and is a predicted model, not a curated record. The transcript has 7 exons. Gene Ontology annotation, molecular function: protein binding. The coding region runs from base 114 to 1445 and encodes 443 amino acids.